Messenger RNA from Cololabis saira (Pacific saury), 2052 nucleotides. It is a transcript of the gene cirsr, whose product is annotated as corepressor interacting with RBPJ, CIR1. Bases 99 to 1562 code for a protein of 487 amino acids. The transcript has 10 exons. Gene Ontology annotation, cellular component: nucleus. NCBI's taxonomy places the organism in Eukaryota, Metazoa, Chordata, Actinopteri, Beloniformes, Belonidae. The record is from RefSeq and is a predicted model, not a curated record. Gene Ontology annotation, molecular function: transcription corepressor activity. Gene Ontology annotation, biological process: negative regulation of DNA-templated transcription.
GGUGUUUACAUCCGGAGCGGAGCGGCAGCAGCAUCAGCUUAGCUCUCUGCUAACAACAGUGGUCGUUUUACUUUUACAGUUUAUGGUCGACAGCAGCCAUGGGGAAGUCGUUUGCCAAUUUUAUGUGUAAGAAGGAUUUCCACCCUGCUUCAAAAUCAAAUAUUAAAAAGGUAUGGAUAGCCGAACAGAAACUGACUUUCGAGAAGAAGAGGCAGGAGGAUCUUAUGCAGGCAUAUCUAAAAGAGCAGGACACUUACAACAACAGGGUGUUGAUGGGAGAUGAUCGAGUUAAAAAUGGUCUCAACUUCAUGUACGAGGCUCCACCCGGAGCAUCUAAAGAAGAGGAAAAAAAAGAGGAUGGACAAGAAGAAUGCAAGUUUGAGUGGCAGAAAACGGCUCCUCGAGAGAAGUAUGCAAAGGAUGACAUGAACAUUAGAGAUCAGCCAUUUGGAAUCCAGGUGCGUAAUGUGAGAUGCAUCAAAUGCCACAAAUGGGGUCACGUGAACACGGACAGAGAGUGUCCCCUGUACGGACUGUCGGGGAUCAACGCCAGCUCUAUGGCCCCAGAGGAGGCACCAGGUCCGUCGAUGCACCCCUCAGAGUUAAUGGCGGAGAUGCGAAACAGCGGGUUUGCCCUAAAAAAAUGUGUCCUUGAUACGAAUUCUAUUGUCAGCGAUCCAUCACAGCAAUUUGUUGCCAGUGAUGAGGAGGAGGACCCUGAGGUGGAAUUUCUGAAAUCACUAACGACGAAGGAGAAGCAGAAACUCCUCAGAAAACUUGAUCGGAUGGAAAAGAAGAAGGCCAAGAAGAAGAAGAGCAAAAAGCAGAAGAAGAAAAGCAAAAGAAAACACAAGAAGAAGCAGGAGAGCAGUGACAGCUCGAGUGAAUCCUCCAGCAGCAGCAGCAGUGAGAGUGACGAUGACUCCGCUUCAGACGGUCACAGCAAGUCCAAGAGCCGAAAGAAGAAGAAAAACAAGAAAGGAGAGUCCCGUCGGGAUAACAGCUCCGAGAGCGAGCCACAAGUCAAGAGUCAAAGAAAGGCCUGUUCUCGCAGGAGCAGGUCACCGAGCCCUAAAGAGUCUGGAGAUCAGAGACGGGGGAGAACGGAGAGGGGGGGGAGCAGGAGUCGCAGCCCUGGAGCCAAGAUCACUUCGGAGGGAGGUCAAGACAGAAAGAGGCACAACAGCAGGGACAGGCAGAGACCGAGCAGCUCCAAGGCGGGACCGGACAGAAGUAGGAGCCGCGAGAGACGCAGGGAGGACCAAAGUAGAGAUCCGUGUCACAGCGGAGAUGGAGAGAGGGACAGAAGAAGCACAGAAGGAAGGAAAGGCAAAACAGCUGACAGGAGGAGCAGAAGCAGAGAGAGGAGGAGAGACGACAGGGAGGACGGAGGACGAAGUAGGAGCAGAAGCAGAGAGAAGAGGAACCAAAGGAAGGACAGAGGGAGAAGUGGGAGCAGAAGCAGAGAGAAGAGAGACGAAAGGAAGGACAGGGGACGAAGUAGGAGCAGAAGCAAGGACAGAAGAGAGAGAAGCAAAGACAGAAGACAAAGAAAACACUAGUUUAUUACUUCAUUUUGUUUCCUCGUGCAAAAUAUGUGAAAAAAUACAUAUAUUUCCCCCCUUUUUUUUAAGUGAGGACUUAGAUUUUGGAAACCCGUAGUAGCCCAGGGCUCUGCUCUAGGAAUUGUGCUAAGUGUGCGUUAUUCUCAUUUUUGUCCAGUAGAGGGGAGCAGUGGACAGAUAAUGUGGAAAAACAUCUCAUUUAUCUCUGAUGCUGUUUGUUUUUUUUCUUUUUUCUUUAAGAAGCCUGCUGUAUGAAAGGGUUCAAAUUGAUUAAUACUGCAAGCAAUUUUACCGCUGAACGGUUGAUGGGAACAUGUUGGACUCACUUUCAUUCAGUUGCAAGAAACACGGUUUUUGUUUUUAUCCCACUCGUGUCAGUAUAGAAAUACUCUUGAAAACAUGUAAUAUUUGAACAGCUUACAACUGCUGAAAAUGUUAAACUUAUGCUUUAUGAAUAAAAUUUAGAAAAAAAUCUGUUUAAAAUUGU